Molecule: messenger RNA, 928 nt
Organism: Gossypium raimondii (Peruvian cotton)
Lineage: Eukaryota; Viridiplantae; Streptophyta; Magnoliopsida; Malvales; Malvaceae
Exons: 8
Coding region: 95-637 (180 amino acids)
Cellular component (GO): signal peptidase complex; membrane
Molecular function (GO): serine-type endopeptidase activity
Source: RefSeq, a predicted model, not a curated record
GGCUAAUUAUGCACUAACCCAAAAUAUAACGACUAAGUGAAGCCGGGAGCUGGGGCUUUUGCAAGGAAGCAAGAAACAGAAAGAGAUAAAAGAAAUGGGGUGGAUCGGAGACACCGUAGACUCCAUCAAAUCAAUUCAGAUCCGGCAGCUCCUCACUCAGGCUGUCAGUCUUGGUAUGAUCGUUACAUCAGCCCUUAUAAUAUGGAAGGCAUUGAUGUGCAUCACUGGCAGUGAAUCUCCUGUUGUGGUUGUUCUUUCUGGAAGUAUGGAACCUGGCUUCAAGAGAGGGGAUAUUUUGUUCUUGCACAUGAGUAAAGAUCCUAUUCGUGCAGGGGAGAUUGUUGUUUUUAAUGUUGAUGGCCGUGAAAUCCCAAUUGUCCAUCGUGUAAUUAAGGUCCAUGAAAGGCAAGAUACUGGAGAAGUUGAUGUCCUCACCAAAGGAGACAACAAUUAUGGGGAUGACAGGCUUUUAUAUGCUCAAGGUCAGCAAUGGCUUCAUCGGCACCAUAUCAUGGGCAGAGCUGUGGGGUUCUUGCCUUAUGUUGGUUGGGUAACCAUAAUCAUGACUGAAAAACCAAUUAUCAAGUAUAUUCUGAUUGGAGCAUUGGGGUUGCUUGUUAUAACUUCUAAAGACUGAUCAGCAAGUUGAAGGGUUGGCCAAAUCUACAAGGAAAUCCUCCUACAAUUGCCAACGCUUCUACCCUCUCCUUGGUAUCGGCCAUUUCUUGCUUUUUUAUACACAGAACAAAAAUUACAAUUCGAUAAUUUAUGGCAGAAAGAAGUGUAGUGAAGUAGGCUUCAGCAACUGUGGUUUUACUCUGCAUUUUUAUAUAUCGGAUUUUCAGCUGUGGAUCCCAUGUUCCUGAAAUGUUGAAACUGAAUUUUUAUUUUUUAUUUUUUUGAAAGAAUGAAACUGAUCUUUAUAGAA